UGAUAGGAAGAAUAGGAAGAAUUCUGUUAUGUUUUUGAGACAUUAAGUAUUUUAAAUAUAUUAGUUCUAUAAUUAAAUUACUUUUUAUGUGUAUAAAUUGCUUUGAAAAAGUUUUAUCGACAAAAAUGAAAAUAUUUACUCAUUAACCUAAAAAUUUGGUAAAAUCCUUAGCAGCAAAAAUGUCUAAUCAAGAUAUAAGUAUAGAUUGUGAGAGAAUGAGUAAUAUUUUAGAAAAUAAGAAUCUUGAUUUAGACGCAUAUAGAAAAUUAGUUAAGAAUUAUAUUGAUUUACAUUUAUACAGUGCAGCAUUAUUUUGGGCUGAUAAAGUACUUUCAUUAAGUAAAGAAAAUUUAAAAGAUGUUUGUGUUUUAGCACAAUGUAUGUAUCUAAUGAAACAAUACCAUAGAGCUGCACAUUUGAUUAGAAGUCGUGGUCUUGAAAAGAAACAUGUUAUGUGCCAUUAUUUACUGGUGCGCUGUUUACUUGAAGCAAAAGAAUUUGCAGAAGCUGUUCAAGUUAUUAAUGAAUUUGAAACACUGUGUAAUGUAUCAAAUGUUAAUCAAACAGAACCAAGUUUUGAGCAUUCUAUAGUCUUGGACGAUGCUCCUAAAAAUGUACAAAGCGCUAUUUCAUAUGUAAAAGGAAGAGUAUAUGAAGCAAUGGAUAACAGAGCAGUGGCAACCGAAUGUUACAAACAAGCUCUCCAUUGUGAUGUCUAUUCAUACCAAGCUUUUGAAGCUCUUGUACAAAAUCAAAUGCUCUCAGCAGCUGAAGAACAAGAAUUGCUUGAAUCCUUGCCGUUUGCAGAACAAUGUAAAGAAGCUGAUGCUGAACUACUAAAAUUACUUUAUGAAAGUAAAUUGAAAAAAUAUCAUGCACCAGCUGAAAAUAACAUACUUGUUUCUUGUGGUGUACUGGUCACAGAUCGAUUGAGGCAUAAUUUAGACAUACAAGUUUCUGAAGCAGAGAGAUUGUAUUACAAUUGUGAUUAUCACCAAUGCUUUUCACUAACAGAGAGUAUAUUGAAAAGUGAUCCAUACCACAGUGGUUGCUUACCAGUUCACAUAGCAUGUUUAGUAGAAUUGAGAAAAACUAAUGCUCUAUUUUACUUGGCUCAUAAACUAGUAGAUUUAUAUCCUGACUUAGCAUUAGCAUGGUUUGCUGUUGGUUGUUACUAUUACAGUAUAGGCAAAAGUGACCCAGCAAGAAGAUAUUUAGCAAAAGCCACAUCGCUAGAUCGCCUUUUUGGUCCAGCUUGGCUUGCUUAUGGUCAUUCAUUUGCUGUAGAAAAUGAGCAUGAUCAAGCAAUGGCUGCUUAUUUCAAAGCUUCACAAUUAAUGAAGGGCUGUCAUUUGCCAUUACUUUAUAUUGGACUUGAAUGUGGUCUUACAAAUAAUUUGAAAUUGGCAGACAAAUUUUUCCAACAAGCUCAAUGUAUUGCACCAAAUGAUCCCUUUGUUAUUCAUGAAACUGCUGUCAUAUCCUUUUACAAUUUAGACUAUAAAACAGCAGAGAAGCAAUUCAAAGAAGCCAUGAACAAAAUUCAAAAUGGACUAAAGGAAGUAAUGCUUCCAAACAAAUGGGAAUCCUUAUUGAAUAAUUUAGGUCAUACAUGUCGAAAAUUAAAAAAGUAUGACAAAGCAUUAGAAUAUCAUCAACAAGCAUUAGUUUUGAACCCAAUGAACCCAGCAACAUAUUCAGCUAUAGGUUUUAUCCAUGCACUUAUGGGAAAUACUGAAGAAUCAGUAGAUGCAUGUCAUCGUGCUCUGAGUUUUCGUCGUGAUGAUACUUUUACUACUACUUUAUUAGGAUUCGUUAUGGAACAACUUGUUACUGAUUCAAGUCCAUUUCCAGAUUGUCCAUUAGAAAUUCCAAGCUAUCCAUUUCCUGGUAGUCAAAGAAAAAGAGAACAAUCAACUAAUAAUACGUCAACUUCGGAAGUUGAAGACCAACAAAUGGAUAAUUUGAAAAGAAACUUGUUUUCUGGCUGGGGUGAUAGUUCUGCCAAGAAUGAAGACUUUUCAUCUAAUGAAAUGAGCUCUGAAAUAGAAAUGGCAGAUUCUUCUAAUAUGAAAUUAGAAGAGUAAAUGUAAUAAAGCAAAUAAAUUUUU
This is a messenger RNA of Phymastichus coffea, 2111 nucleotides long. RefSeq names its product cell division cycle protein 16 homolog (gene Cdc16). The record is from RefSeq and is a predicted model, not a curated record. The transcript has 10 exons. Gene Ontology annotation, biological process: cell division. Gene Ontology annotation, molecular function: protein binding. NCBI's taxonomy places the organism in Eukaryota, Metazoa, Arthropoda, Insecta, Hymenoptera, Eulophidae. Bases 180 to 2087 code for a protein of 635 amino acids.